CAGGGACGGACUGACCAUUUGGAAACUCGGGCACUGUCCGAGGGCCGGGGUCAGUAGUGGGCCCCAUGAGAUGCCCCUGGUACCUUUUUCAUAGGCUUUUUUGAGUUUGGGCAAGGACACAGGGGCCCCAUGAUCCCCUAUUGCCCAAGGGCCCCAUGAGUUGUCAGUCAGCCCCUGCCUCUAUUAUAUUGAGGAAAUCCACUUUUUCAUUACUGACUCUGUAUCCAUGCAAUAUGGACAUAUCUAAUGCAAUUUUAUAUUUCACCACC
Molecule: messenger RNA, 269 nt
Organism: Staurois parvus
Lineage: Eukaryota; Metazoa; Chordata; Amphibia; Anura; Ranidae
Source: the annotation of a GenBank genome assembly